This is a messenger RNA of Cuscuta campestris, 1128 nucleotides long. The record is from the annotation of a GenBank genome assembly. Lineage: Eukaryota; Viridiplantae; Streptophyta; Magnoliopsida; Solanales; Convolvulaceae.
AGCAUGUAACACAAAAGGCAUUCUUUUGAUUACUCCCGUAUAUGGGCUAUGCUUCGUUUGGGCCAAACGAGCCUUUAUUCUUUAAACACCGCCAUCGCCCCUACAUAUUUCAGAUAAGCACUGCUAUUUGGAAAGCAUUCUUUCUCUGCGUCGAUUCAACUUGGAGAGAAAGCUAGAGAGGGAAGAGGAGGAGAAUGGCUGCUUGCCUUCACGAUCACGACUGCGGAGAUCAAGACUGUUCUUCCAGUUGGUCUCUCUACAAGCAUAUUGAUCUCUCCAAGGUUACUGCUCUGAAUGAGGCUGUCAGAGGAAGUGUGAAGUCAGUUUUCAAACCAUGGGAGCAGCGCCUGAAUUCAUCAGAGGCUUACUUGGAGAGCAACGAGGGUGAUCCUGAGUUGAUUGUCUUCAUCCCAUUUACUUCAGAUGUUAAAAUCAAGAGCAUUGCAAUUGUUGGUGGUGCUGAUGGAAAAAGUCCUUCUAAGAUGAGAGUGUUUGUUAAUAGAGAUGGAAUAGACUUUGAAGAUGCUCAAUCUAUGCAACCAGUUCAGGAGUGGGAUUUGGCAGAAAAUCUUCAUGGCUUUUUAGAGUACCAGACAAGGUAUUCUAAGUUCCAGAGUGUUGGGAAUAUCACCUUGCAUUUCCCUGAAAGUUUUGGUGCAGAUGUUACUCAAAUCCAUUACAUUGGCUUAAAAGGAGAAGCUACACAGAUGAAGAGGGAUGCUGUUGCAAAUAUUGUCUAUGAAGUCAUGCCCAACCCAUCUGAUCACAAGACGCGCGCAGAGAGUGGUGGUGGGCUUUCACAGGUGGAGUAGUGAUGUGUUUGGCUGAUGGCUUAUUGGUAGUUUAGAGAAUAUGAGAAUACCUUAUAUACCCCGGAAGUACUAAGCAAGCAAGGAAGGAAGGUGAUGUGGGGGAUUAUCCAUCCUAUCCAAUUAACCAAACAUGGUGGCGAUCUUUGGUUUUAACCCUAUCAAAACAUGGUAUUAUCCUAUCCAGACAUGCUAAUAUGUAGUUUUAAUACUAUCCAAACAUGCUAAUAUAAAAAAAUAGACAUGCUAGUAUGUAGUUUUAAUCAUAGUUUUCAGAACUUUUCAGAACCGAACCGGUCAAAGCACUGGUUCACUGGUC